Messenger RNA from Sphenostylis stenocarpa, 543 nucleotides. The record is from the annotation of a GenBank genome assembly. NCBI's taxonomy places the organism in Eukaryota, Viridiplantae, Streptophyta, Magnoliopsida, Fabales, Fabaceae.
AUGGCUUCCAACACCACCUUGAAUUCACCAACCACCACCACCACCACCUACGCCUCCGACCCCACAACCCCCAACACCACCUUCGUUCAAGCCGACCCAUCCAACUUCCGCGCCGUCGUCCAGAAACUCACCGGCGCCUCCGACGACCCCGCCGCCCCCAAACUCCCCCUCACCCUCCCCUCCCGCCUGGCGGCCCAAUCUCCCCUGGUGGGCCCAAAGAGGCCCAACUUCAAGCUCCACGAGCGCCGCAACGCCGCCGCCAAGAACCUCGACCUCCCCGUCCUCAUGGUCUCCUCCAACAACGUGUCCCUUCUCCGAAACCGAACAUGCGAGAACCUGGUGAUGGCCUCGCCCGUUUCCCCACUGGAGGUGCUGGCGCGUGGAAGCCCACGCACGCCCCACGAGGAGGAAGAAGAGAGAGCUAUCGCUGAGAAAGGGUUCUACUUGCACCCUUCCCCUCUCUCCACCCCCAGAGCCUCUCAACCUCCUGAACUUUUACCACUCUUCCCUUUACAUUCUCCCACCCACCACCACCUCAAUUAA